This is a messenger RNA of Oncorhynchus mykiss (rainbow trout), 5026 nucleotides long. The record is from RefSeq and is a predicted model, not a curated record. Lineage: Eukaryota; Metazoa; Chordata; Actinopteri; Salmoniformes; Salmonidae.
GCAGCUUCCCCAUGCUCCAGAGAUCCCCAGUGCAGCUCUGAGCCAGGUAGAGAAGAGGGCCAUCAAUCUGACCUGGGCUCAGGCCUUCGAUGGGAACAGCCCCCUGAUCCGAUACAUCCUGGAGGUCUCAGAGAACAAUGCCCCGUGGACAGUGCUCCUGGCCAAUAUUGAACCGAAGUCGACCGGGGUGACCGUGGGUGGUUUGAUCCCAGCACGGUCCUACCAGUUCAGGCUGUGUGCGGUCAAUGACGUGGGCAGGGGACAGUUCAGCAAGGAGACUGACCGACUCUCUCUACCAGAGGAGCCCCCCAGUGCCCCUCCUCAGACGGUGAUUGCCAGUGGUCGUACCAACCAGUCCAUCAUGAUCCAGUGGCAACCACCCCCGGAGAGCCACCAGAAUGGACCGCUCCAGGGAUACAUCAUCAGGUACUGUCUGUCAGGACUACCAGUGGACUGUCAGAUGAAGAACAUCACCAGGCCAGACCAGAAUAACCUACUCCUGGAGGACCUCAUCAUCUGGACUAACUAUGAGAUGGAGGUGGCAGCCUACAACAGGGCUGGGAGGGGUACCUACAGCCACAAGGUUACAGAGUGGACCCUGCAGGGAGUCCCCACUGUCCCACCAGGUAAUGUCCAGGCUGAGCCAUUCAACUCCUCUACAGUCAGGCUGACCUGGUCAGCUCCUAGCCCUCAGUUCAUCAAUGGCAUCAACCAGGGAUACAAGCUGUUGGCGUGGGAGGCGGGUCAAGAGGAGGAUGUUACCAUGGUGACAGUGAGACCUAACUUCCAGGACAGCGUGCAUGUGGGCUACGUGACUGGACUGAAGAAGUUCACAGAGUACUACACCUCUGUCCUGUGUUUCACUACACCUGGAGACGGCCCUCGCAGCCCGCCUCACAGACUACGCACUCACGAAGACAAGCCUGGUGCCGUUGGUCACCUGAGCUUUACAGAGAUCCUGGACACAUCUCUGAAGGUCAGCUGGAAAGAUCCCAACGAGAAGAAUGGAGUCCUCACAGGCUACCGUAUCUCGUGGGAGGAGUUUAACCGGACCAACACCCGGGUCACCCACUACCUCCCUAACCUGACCCAGGAGUACCGAGUCACCGGGCUGACCGCCCUCACCACUUACACCAUCCAGGUGGCCGGGAUGACCUCCAAGGGACAGGGUCAACUCUCUUCUUCUACAAUAUCAUCUGGAGUUCCCCCAGAGAUGCCGGGCCCGCCAACCAACAUAGCCAUCUCCAACAUCGGCCCCCGCUCUGUGGCCCUGCAGUUUAAACCUGGCUAUGACGGCAAGACGUCCAUCUCACGCUGGCAGGUUGAGGCACAGAUUGGUAUAAUCGGGGAGAAUGAGGAGUGGGUGAUGGUCCACCAGUUGCCCAACGAGCCUGAUGCCCGCUCCCUGGAGGUCCUGGACCUGAACCCCUACACCUCCUAUAGGUUCCGUAUGCGCCAGGUGAACAUAGUGGGGACCAGUCCUCCCAGCCAGCCCUCCAGGAAGAUCCAGACCCUGCAGGCGCCUCCAGAUAUCUCCCCCUACAACGUCACCAUCCGAACAGCCUCAGAGACCAGCCUCUGGCUCCGAUGGGUGCCUCUUCCAGAGUGGGAGUACAAUGGUGACCAGGAGUUGGUGGGUUACCGGGUUCAGUACUCCAGAGAGACAUCUAAGGAAGGGGUCCUGUCCCACGUCAUCAGUGACCGGCUGGAGAGGGAGUUUACCAUAGAGGACCUGGAGGAGUGGACAGAGUACGAAGUCAGGGUUCAGGCCAUCAACGGCUUGGGCUCUGGGCCCUGGAGCCAGCCUGUCCAGGGCCGAACCAGGGAGUCUGUGCCGUCCUGUGGUCCCACCAAUGUGUCAGCCUUCGCCACGACUUCCAGCAGCAUCCUGGUCCGCUGGGGGGAGGUCCCUCAGACUGACCGCAACGGACUCAUCCUGGGAUACAAGGUGGUGUAUAAGGACAAGGGUUCAGACUCUGUCCCUCAGUACUGGGAGGUGGAGGGGAACACCAGCCACAGUGUUCAGUUGAGUGGUCUGGGGAAGUACGUGCUGUAUGAGAUACAGGUUCUGGCCUUCACGCGGAUAGGAGACGGCAGGAGCAGCAGGCCAUCCAUCCUGGAGAGGACCCUGGACGAUGUCCCCGGUCCUCCAGUGGGCAUCCUGUUCCCAGAGGUGAGGACCGGCUCAGUCAGGCUCAUCUGGCAGCCUCCUGCCCAGCCUAACGGCAUCAUCCUGGCCUAUCAGAUCACACACAGACGGAACACCUCCAAUAGCAACGCAGCCACUGUGGACGUGCUGAGCCCCAGUGCACGACAGUAUACAGCAUCUGGACUGAAACCAGAGUCUGUCUAUGUGUUCCGCCUCACCGCUCAGACGCGCAAGGGCUGGGGGGAGGCUGCAGAGGCCCUAGUGGUCACGACAGAGAAGAGAGCGCGGCCCCAGCCAGCCAGCCGUCCCACAGUGCCCCAGGAGGACGUGCAGGCGCGCAGUGUGAUGUUGUCAUGGGAACCAGGUAGCGACGGCCUGUCACCUGUCCGAUACUACACGGUGCAGUACAGAGAGCUACCAGACAGUAACUGGACUGUCCACUCUGCAUCGGUCAACCACGAGGCCAGCUCCUACAUAGUGGACAGCCUCAAGCCGUUCACCUCCUACCAGUUCAGAGUGAAAGCCACCAACGACAUCGGGGACAGUGAGUACAGCCAGGAGAGUGAGGCUGUCACCACACUGCAGGACGCCCCAGACAAAGCUCCCACAAUCCUCUCUGUUACACCCCACACCACCACGUCGGUGCUGGUCCGAUGGGAGCCGCCUGCUGAGAAGCAGAUAAACGGGGUGCUGCUGGGGUUCAGGGUACGAUACCGGGAGUUACAAUAUGACCGCCUCCGUAGCUUCACCAUACGAACCAUCAACAGCCCCGCAUCCAACUGGGCCGAGCUCACCGCCCCCUACAGUGUGAGGAACCUGAGCGAGUCCUCGCUCACCCAGUACGAGCUUGAUAACUUGAGUAAACACAAGCGUUAUGAGAUCCGCCUAAGUGUGUACAACGCCGUGGGAGAGGGGCCUACCAGCACGCCACAGGAAGUGUUUGUAGGAGAGGCAGUUCCAACAGCCCCGCCCCAAUCUGUGACCAUCCAAUCAUCAACAGCCACCCAGCUGGAUGUCACAUGGAGCCCGCCUCCUCUUGACUCUCAGAAUGGAGACAUACAGGGGUACAAGAUCUACUUCUGGGAGUUCCAGAUGCAGAAUGAGACAGAGAGACUGCGUACCAUGUUCCUCCCAGAGCUAGGGGUCAAGAUUAAGAACCUGACUGGCUAUACCACAUACAUGAUCAGUGUAGCAGCCUUCAACGCAGCAGGGGACGGGCCCCGGAGUCCCCCGACCAGGGGCCGAACACAACAGGCUGCCCCCAGCAGACCCAGCUUCCUCCACUUCAGUGAGCUGACCACCACGUCAGUCAACAUGUCGUGGGGAGAGCCAGGCCAGGCCAACGGCAUCAUCGAGGGCUACCGCCUGGUCUACGAGCCCUGCACACCUGUUGAUGGUGUUAGUAAGAUAGUCACAGUGGACGUGAAGGGCAGCACCCCCCUGUGGAUGAAGAUUAAGGACCUGGCUGACGGGGUGACCUAUAACUUCAGGAUCCGGGCCAAGACCCUCACCUACGGGCCGGAGGUGGAGGCUAACAUCACUACUGGACCAGGAGAAGGAGCCCCAGGCCCUCCAGGUGAACCCUUUAUCUCCCGGUACGGCACGGCCCUCACCCUACACUGGACCAGUGGAGACCCAGGCCGAGCUCCCAUUACACGCUACGUCAUUGAGGCCAGGCCCUCUGAUGAAGGACUGUGGGAUAUCCUCAUCAAAGACAUUCCAAAGGAAGUGACAUCAUACACACUGAACCUGGACAUGCUGAGAGAAGGGGUUACUUAUGACUUCCGGGUCAUUGGGGUCAACGACUACGGCUAUGGCUCCCCCAGUGCUCCUUCACCCUCUAUCUCUGCCCAGAAAGUGUCUCCCUUCUAUGAAGAGUGGUGGUUCCUGGUGGUCAUUGCUCUGGUGGGCCUAAUCUUCAUCCUCCUCCUCGUCUUCAUCCUCAUCAUCAGGGGCCAGAGUAAGAAGUACACCAAGAAGGCUGACUCAGGGAGCCACAGUAACAGCACCUCGCUGCCCCUGUCCCAUGGGGAGAUGGUCAGGCUGGACGAGGGACGUUUCCCCGCCCUGGAACUCAACAACAGACGCCUGUCAGUCAAGAACUCCUUCUGCCGCAAGAACGGCAUCUACACACGGUCUCCCCCGAGGCCCAGUCCAGGUAGUCUACACUACUCUGAUGAAGAUGUCAGUACCAAGUAUAAUGAUCUGAUCCCUGCAGAGAACAGCAGCCUGACUGAGAAGCACUCUGAGAUAUCAGACUCACAGGGCAGCGACAGCGAGUACGAGGUGGAUCAGAACCGGGGCGGGCAACAGAAGACACACUCCUUCGUCAACCACUACAUCAGUGACCCCACCUACUAUAACUCCUGGCGCCGCCAGGAGAAGGGCGUCUCUCGCCCCCCGGCCUACGGAUAUACACAGCCAGAGCCGCUGCACCCCCAACCCCUGGCUGAGCAAGAUCCCAUCCAGCCCACCACCAACACCACCCCGAGACACCCUCCACCCCUGCCCCCACUACCCCCCCUGCUGCCCCGGGCCCUCUCUCCAUCCCCCCAGCCCCAGGGCCUCCAGGGGCUCCGUAGCCAAGGGGGUCUCAUCCAGGGUCUGGCACCCCAGGGUCAGGGCACACUAUUCAGGCCGAAGGGCAGCCGGACUCCAACUCCCUCGCUGCUGUCCUGUUCUGUGUCUGAACCCCCCAGCCAGCACGGGACCCUCCUGUACAGCAGUAGGCCUCCAAGCAGCUUGGGCUGUUCCUCCACCCAGCAGCCUCCUACCGCGGGCUUCUCCUCUUUCGUUUGAACCACGUUUAACACACUGCUCCCAGUAGGAACAUACAGUGGGGCAAAAAGUAUUUAGUCAGCCACCAAUUGUGCAAGU